Molecule: messenger RNA, 1224 nt
Organism: Lichtheimia ornata
Lineage: Eukaryota; Fungi; Mucoromycota; Mucoromycetes; Mucorales; Lichtheimiaceae
Exons: 4
Coding region: 1-1224 (407 amino acids)
Biological process (GO): siRNA processing; piRNA processing; RNA methylation
Cellular component (GO): nucleus; cytoplasm
Molecular function (GO): RNA methyltransferase activity; O-methyltransferase activity
Source: RefSeq, a predicted model, not a curated record
AUGGUCACCAUGGAGGAGGAUCACUACACCACUUUUAGCCCUCCACUAUGGAGGCAGCGACGCACGUUUAUCUUGGACAUUCUACGCCAACACAAUGUGUCAUCGGUGCUUGAUUAUGGCUGUGGCGAAGGGUCAGUCCUAUCCUUCUUGAUUCCACCUACGCUCAACAUUACGCGACUCGCUGGUUUGGAUAUAUGCAUGGAUUCUCUUAAGGAAGCAGUGGAAAGGUGUCAACCAUGGCCAGCUGACUAUAGCCAACUACGCGAAUACCCAUUGACUAUUGAUGUAUAUCAAGGGUCUGUUGAUGAAUACGACAAACGACUUGCUGGUUUUGAUGCUAUCAUUUGUUCCGAAGUCAUUGAGCACCUUUAUGCACCCGUUCUUGAUCGCAUCCUCAACACGGCGCUUGGCCAGUACCAUCCAAGGAUUUUUAUCGUCACCACCCCCAACGCUGAAUACAAUGUCCAUUUUGAGCAACUGAACUAUGGUCAACCCAAUGCUGUAUUUCGUCAUGAUGAUCACAAGUUUGAAUGGACACGUCAAGAGUUUCAAACAUGGUGCAAAAAGGGAGCUCAGCAACACAACUAUGACGUAUCGUUUCAUGGCAUAGGCUUGGUGGAUGGUAAAAAGGAUGAUGUAUCUCUUGGCCACUGCACGCAAGCAUGCGUUUUUGUACGACGUGAUUCUUCGGUUGCCAUGGAUCCAAUCAACAACAAUGUACCGCAUCGGCAUGUGAAACGCAUUGAUUUUCCUUAUUACAAUGAACCUCCACUUUCCAAUCAUGAAGCACUUGAAGUGAUCGAAGGGUAUAUUGCUACCUUGUGUCAAGUGGAUGUGGAUAUCCCAUCACUACCACAACAACAACAUCCACCCGCUGUACUUGAAUGGUGUCUUGACUGGUCAGAUAUCUCUCAACCCUCCUCAUCAUCAAACGACGACGACAUACCCACCAGCAACAAAGAUAAUCCUCCUCAACAGCAACCUACACCUCCAUAUGAUCAACAAUAUACUCGUACCCCGCAGCGAUUCCCUAUUGAGAUUCUUUGGGAUAUCCUCCACAUCCGUCAAAUAUGCAAAUCCAUGGCUCGCUUAAAGGAAUUAUUGACCGAAUGCUCAUCAGCUUAUCAAAUUGACAAGGAGGAUCUCAUUGUUUGCAAGUCUUUCCCAGUAAUCCGAGAUGACAAUGUAUAUAGUACCACGAGUGAGGAUGAUAAUGAUUUGUAA